This is a messenger RNA of Epinephelus moara (kelp grouper), 5844 nucleotides long. RefSeq names its product interleukin 1 receptor-like 1 (gene il1rl1). The record is from RefSeq and is a predicted model, not a curated record. Gene Ontology annotation, biological process: signal transduction. Lineage: Eukaryota; Metazoa; Chordata; Actinopteri; Perciformes; Serranidae. The transcript has 12 exons. The coding region runs from base 148 to 1842 and encodes 564 amino acids. Gene Ontology annotation, molecular function: interleukin-1 receptor activity.
UCCUUUUCUGCUGUCAUGAUGCUGCUCACCCCCUGAGCAGCGAUGAGCAGAGGAGAUAUAAAACCACGCAGAGGAUGAGAUGAAGACAGAAGAAGACAGAGUCUGACUUGAUCCCCUCCGGCUGUCAGCGUGCACUCACACAAGGAAAUGGAUACUUCCCGACUCGGCUUCUUCAUCUUCAUUGUGAUAACUGUAACUGCAUCUUCAGAGACAGAUCGGUGUACGGACCUAAACACGGAUUAUUUCAGCCUUUUUGAAGGGGAGGCAUUUCAUUUUGUGCCCCAUGAGCUCGGCAAUAACGUCCCUGACGAUGAGGUCACAUGGUACAAAAAUAACUCCCAAAUCAAUAUCACCACUGAUGAGAACCAGAACGUACAUUACCACGGUGGAGCACUCUUUUUCUUAAACCUCUGCAGUGAAAACUCCGGCCUUUACAUCGCCAGGCAAGAUGAGCCAUCAGGACAGUGUUACAACUAUUUUUUACAAGUUGACGUCUUCAAACGAAGCAAUCCAAUGGAAAAGAAAUUCCUCUACGGAUCCAUUGAAGACUCUGCUAUGGCCAAAAAGAUCCCAUGUCCAGAUCCUGUCCGCAACACAUGUACCUUGUUGGCGGGAACUUUCUCCUGGAGCACGCAACCCCCCUUGCCCGAGCUGCAGACAUUCACUAGCCCUGAAGAUCGUCAAAAAGCUGACCUGUGGAUUAAGACGGAUACUUACAAUGGCAUCUACACUUGCACUUGUACCUGGAAACACAAUAACAAGGAGUACAAAUCGACUGCCUCCAGGGAGGUACAGCAUCGAGGGCUAGGGAGCCACCGUCCGUUGGACUUCAUUUCUCCAACCAACAAGGAGCAGCUUGCUGAUGAAGGCGCUGGGAUCAAGCUGAACUGCUCAGUUUACUGUGGGAUAAAUGUGAAAUCUCACUGCAAGGCCAUGUGGGAGGUUAAUGGAGUCUCUGUCCAGGAGCUCGAUGGAUACAGUCAAACCUUAAAAGAAAACCUAGAGAGUCCCUCACAGAAGACCAUCUCCACUGCAACCCUGGUCAUUGACAGAGUGUCUGCUCAAGAUUUCAAGACUGAGUUUAAAUGCAUCGGCGUAGGCUUCUCUACAAAUAACUUUACCAUUAUAACUCUUAAGCGGAGAGAGUCAAUAAUUCCACUCGUCAUCGGAGGCGUGUGUGUGUUGCUUUUUGGUGUGUUUGCUGCCGUGCUGGUCAAAUGCUUCGCCAUCGACCUCGCUCUCUUCUUCAGACGCUGCAUCCCACUAAGCAGCUACAAAAAAGAUAUGAGGAUGUACGAUGCCUACGUGGUUUACCAAAUGCAGAGCAUGGACAAGGACACUGAGGACGCACUCUGUCAGUUCAUCUCAAAGAUACUGCCGUCCGUCCUCGAGGAAAAGUGCGGAUAUCGACUCUUCAUCCAUGGGAGGGACGACAUACCCGGGGAAGACCGUCUGGAGCUGGUGGAGGACUGCAUGAAGCAGAGCAAGAGGCUGAUGGUCAUCCUCACCCCGGGCUCAGGAUCAGAGUUGGAGAACGCAGACGAACCUCCUGCCUCGCCCCAAACCUCAGUGAUAGGAGGCUUCGACUGGCAGUUGGGGCUCCACCAUGCACUGGUCCAGAGGGAAAUGAGCGUUAUUCUGAUCCAGCUUGGGGACACUGGGCCAAAAGGAUACACACACCUUCCUGCUGGCCUGCAGCACCUGAUUCAAAAGAGUGCCCCCAUCAGGUGGCCAGAGGGUUCGCGGGGCGCUGCAGCCUGGAACUCACGCUUCUGGAAGAGAGUAAGAUACCUGAUGCCUGCAACACCUGCCAAAAAAUGUCUGCAGUCUGGUAUUAUUUGAAACCCUUAUGAGUUUGCUGUGGCUUUACUGAAAUGAUAAUUAGCAUGUGUAAUAAAAAGGAUCCAGAUACACGGGCCCAUCAAACGCUUUACACAGAUGUGAGCGGUCAUGGGUCAUCAGAUAUGUCACAACGAUGCAAGUAAGUCCAGAUAAAGUUGUGAAUGUACCGUCGGUUCAAGGACCUGUUUAUUCAUCCAUAAAAGUAUUUGCAUUUGAAUGGUCACAUCAUUAUCGCCCCCUGCUGGUUAAAAGACUGGAUGUAUAUUUAGCCCUUAGCAGUAAUGAUUUUAUGAGCUUUUUUAAUGACAAAAUUCUAACUAUUAGAGGCAAAAUUCAUGACCUCCUGUCCUCAGAUAGUACCUAUCUAACCUCAAACACAGCUGUAAGACCUAAUAUAUAUUUAGAUUGCUUCUCCCCAAUUUCUUCUUCUGUUAUUACCUGCAUCUCUCUCUCUGUCUCUCUCUCUCUCUCUCUCAUUGUGUCAUGCGGAUUACUGUUAAUUUAUUAUGCUGAUCUGUUCUGUACGACAUCUAUUGCACGUCUGUCCGUCCUGGAAGUUGCUCUUCCUGAGGUUUCUACCGUUUUUUUCCCCGUUAAAGGGUUUUUUUGGGGAGUUUUUCCUUAUCCGCUGCGAGGGUCAUAAGGACAGAGGGAUGUCGUAUGCUGUAAAGCCCUGUGAGGCAAAUUGUGAUUUGUGAUAUUGGGCUUUAUAAAUAAAAUUGAUUGAUUGAUUGAUUGAUAUUCCCACAGGGUGAAAGUACAGAACCCCUGAGAGGCAAGUGUCUGAUCUAAACUUUUUUUGCUGCGGUGUUAAGAGCAUUACAACAGGUGAAAAAUAAGCAGCAAUUUCGGGAUUCAAGCCAGCAUGGAACUUUAAAAGUUGAAAGCUUGGUAGGAUCAAGAUCUUUGACAAUUUAAGAUGCCUGCAUUAAAGAUAAACAACAGGUUUUUGGGGACAUGCUUUAAUGGCUUAGUUUUUUUGAUGUUUGAACAAAUGCUCAUUGAUUUAUGGUCAAAUUUUGCAAAAGGCCAUUGCACUUGUUUGGAACUUGUGGCGCCCCCUACUGACCGAUUUCCAAAUAAUUUAACACGUGGUUUGUCAUUAUUAUUUAACAGACCCUGCAAGUUUUGUAAUGAUUUGACAAUCAGUUACUGAUUUCCAGUCUGAUUUGUAUUAUCUUAUGCCCAUUUUUUUGCAUGUGCAGUGCCCCCUAGUGGUCAAUAUGAAUACAACUUUCAGGUAUGUUCCUGGUACCUCUCAAGACAUCGCCUGCAAGUUUGUGAUGAUUGGCAGAGUGUUUAAGGAGUAAGAUCCAUUAAUGUACUGAACACACACCUUCUAAAGUUCAUUGGUCAAUAUCAACACAAUCCAGUGAGAUAUCAAAAAGCUUUUGAUACCGUUUGAUGACCUUCAUCUCAUGGUGAUCCACAGAAAAUUUGGUACAAAUCAGGCCUACGGCUUAAGGGGAGAUGUCAAAAAUGUGUUUUUAAAAAGAUUCAAUAUGGCAGAAAAUCUGGUCAGGUAGACCUUGAGAGUUCCUGAGGCUUUCAUAGAACACAUUCAGCUGAACAUGUGUGUCGAAUUCUAAGUCAAUCCGACAUACAGUGCGAAGGGGGUGGCCUUUCAAAACAGAAUUUCUUUAACCAUAAUUAUAGCGUAACCCCAUCUGGCCCAUCUGCAUUAUAUUUCUUGGGCACCAUUUGAAUCCACUUCCAGUCAUUGGUGAAAAUUUCAUGUGUCUAUGACGGGAAUUUGUAGAAAUUGUGGUUCAGCCCCUCAGGAUCAUUUUUACCAGCCGUGACAUCACUGUGGCUACAGUUUUACAGUUUUCACCUCAUCAGUCUAUGUCUGAGUGCGUCAUUAUAAAACGUGGUCCUGGUGACGCCUCAGUUGUGGCUGGGCUGACUCCCCAGAUUUCAACUGGUUGGAAGGAAGCGUGAGACUCAGUUUCCAACUACAUGAUAAAAAAUAUAUUCACUUGUGGAAACGAAUCUCGGGAGAACCUUCACAAAGGAGAGCGCCUCCUUAGUAACAGCACAAAAUAAUAGCCUCUUUCAGAACAAAGGUGUUUUUAAAUGGGUUAAAUUGGGUCUCAGUGAAAUAAACCAAGAAAUAAAAUCACUAUAUAAAGUGUUAGGUGAUCGUUUAAUAAGCGAACUCUUGCGUCAAACACCAAGAACAGCCCAGAUGUAGCUGACCUUGUGUUCCCUCCACUUAGGUUUUAGAGCACACAGUAAAAACAGCACAGCAAAAUGAAUUCUCAAAUGAGCCUCGAGACCAGAGUUCAUGAGUGACAGUGUUUUCUAACAUGAGGUCUGUAUUCAAUUGAGGAUCAGAAUGUCCUGGUAGUGUAUUGCCUCACCUCUCUUAAAUCCUCAGAGAGGUUGUCAUCACAUUCUGAUUGGUCCAGAGGGGAAACACACCAAGCUGCUUGCAAUUCUUAGUUAGGGGUCAGUACCCACACCCUGCGCAACAGCUGAUCUGAAUUACCCUCCAAUUAACUGUGCAGUACGCUGCUGUUUCUCUUUGCUUCUAUGUCAUGCUGUUCCUGGAUACAACUGUUGGUCUUCACCUCAAGAGCUCUGUACUCACAUCAGACCACUGCUGUGUCCAACUUGUACUGAUGUGCAGUUGCCAUCUGAAUGUAGACUCUAUAUUUUUUAUGUUCUGUGACUAUACAUGUAGUUGUAUUUAUCUUUUUGCUGUUUCAGCCCAUUCGGCAGAUUAAAUGUUGGUGCUGAACAUGUCAGCAAACCAUGGAUACAUUACAUUUGUAUGUUUCAUACGUGUCAUACCAACGUUUCUAAGGUGACGUAGUAGAUGAGCCAACUUUGUCCUUGACCUUGGUGAGUCGCGUCUUCCAGAAGCUUUCAGGCACCCACUGUGGGUGUUUUUAAGGGGACCGUACCUAUGUUCCCCCAUAAUAUAGGGACCUUUCCGAAAAAGGGUGCUAUGUCCCCCAGGUCCAAUGUUCCCCCCUGAAACGCGAAAGAAAAACGCACUUACCUCAUGUGAUUGCAUGAUUCAAUGCCCAAAGGCGCAGACAACGCUCUCCAAGAGUCACAUAUAUUUAGAAAGGGAAAAAGCCAAGGUUACAGAACAUAGGGGGGAACAUAGGACCCAGGGAACAUAGGGAUGACUCCAGCAGUUUUUUAGCCACAAGAAGCAGGUAUUUUAAGCUCAAAUAUUAUGUUUUCCAAACUAUAACCAAGUGGAAUUUGUGCCUAAACCUAACCACACAUAAAUGACACUGAGUCAGUCAGUCAUUUUCCAUUACCGCUUAUCCUGUCGGGGGUAGCUCAGGGCUGGAGCCUAUCCCAGCUGACACUGGGUGAGAGGCGGGGUUCACCCUGGACAGGUCACCAGACUAUGACAGGGCUGACACAUAGAGACAGACAACCAUUCACACUCACAUUCACACCUACGGACAAUUUAGAGUCACCAGUUAACCUGCAUGUCUUUGGUAUGUGGGAGGAAGCUGGAGCACCUGGAGGAAACCCACGCUGACACGGGGAGAACAUGCAAACUCCACACAGAAGGGCUCCCUCACAAAUGGUUUGAAACGAGGAACCCUCUUGCUGUGAGGUGACAGUGCUAACCACUGCACACGUUUUUUCAUUUAUAAAACUGCAUCAGGACAUAAGAAUGCUUUUCUCUACACACACACACACACACACACACACACACUGAUGCUUACUGAGGUGAGAUUCCUCAUCAGCCCCGAGGGGUUCCUUUGCUGUUGUAUUUCUGUUGAGUCACUUUUAUGCAAAUAAUCCUUUUGUGCAAAUAAAGCCUACAACAUUUACUCUGGUGAACAGGCUGACACUUAAAUUCUGUAUUCGUCUAUAAGAGACUAUUUAUUUAUUCUACUGUUGUUUCUGUAUGACUGAUGAAGACACAGCAUUCUGUAUAUUUAUCUCCAGUGUAGGAUGUUUUUAAAAGUACUUGACAACAAAUGUAAUUUAUGUUGUUGCAAAAUGUCGACUUGUUCAUUAAAAUGC